Molecule: messenger RNA, 1932 nt
Organism: Condylostylus longicornis
Lineage: Eukaryota; Metazoa; Arthropoda; Insecta; Diptera; Dolichopodidae
Gene: Dsor1
Product: dual specificity mitogen-activated protein kinase kinase dSOR1
Exons: 4
Coding region: 86-1255 (389 amino acids)
Biological process (GO): protein phosphorylation
Molecular function (GO): protein kinase activity; ATP binding
Source: RefSeq, a predicted model, not a curated record
UUCAACAAUUGUCAAUUUUCUUAAAAACAAAAUUGUUUUGAUUGUUAACUUUAAUAUAUAAAAUAGUUUUUACUGAAUUAAAAUUAUGUCGAAAAAUAAAUUAAAAUUAACUUUGCCUCCAGGAUCUGUAGAUUCUUCUUCUCAAAUUUGUACACCGCCAUUUAAAACACCAUCUGGAACAGACUUACUUGGAAAACCUAAAACUAAUAUAGAAGGUAUCGUUGAUGCUUUAGAAGAAUUGGAAAUGGAUGAUACAGCGCGAAAAAGAAUAAAAGUUUUUCUAAGUCAAAAAGAAAAAAUUGGGGAGUUGGGUGAAGAGGAUCUUGAAAAGCUAGGUGAACUUGGAUCAGGAAAUGGGGGAGUGGUCGUUAAAGUCAGGCACAUUCCAACUCAGUUAAUAAUGGCACGUAAAUUGAUUCACUUGGAAGUAAAACCAUCAAUUAAAAAACAAAUUAUUAGAGAACUUAAAAUUUUGCAUGAAUGCAAUUUCCCACAUAUUGUGGGAUUCUAUGGUGCAUUUUAUAGCGAUGGGGAAAUCAGCAUUUGUAUGGAAUAUAUGGAUGGUGGCUCAUUGGAUUUAAUUUUAAAACGAGCUGGGAGAAUUCCAGAAACUGUUUUAGGUAAAAUUACGUCAGCAGUUUUGAAAGGACUAAGUUAUUUACGUGAUAAACAUGCUAUUAUGCAUCGUGAUGUCAAACCUAGUAACAUUUUGGUUAAUAGUAGUGGGGAAAUAAAAAUUUGUGAUUUUGGCGUAUCUGGUCAAUUAAUUGAUUCUAUGGCAAAUUCAUUUGUCGGUACUAGAAGCUAUAUGUCGCCUGAGCGUCUUCAAGGGACACAUUAUUCAGUUCAAUCUGACAUUUGGUCAUUAGGACUAUCAUUAGUGGAAAUGGCUAUUGGAAUGUAUCCAAUACCACCCCCUGAUGCUAAAACACUAGAUGCUAUUUUUAAUAAGACCAGUGAGGAAACUAAUCAAGCUGUUAUAGAACCAAAAUCUAUGGCAAUAUUUGAAUUAUUAGACUAUAUUGUAAAUGAACCUCCUCCAAAGCUAGAACAUGUCAGUUUUAGUGAUGAGUUUAAAGAUUUUGUUGAUAAAUGUUUGAAAAAAAAUCCAGAAGAAAGAGCCGACCUGAAGACUUUAUUGAAUCAUUCAUGGAUAACAAAAUCUGAUGAAGAAGAAGUUGAUAUAGCGGGCUGGGUCUGUAAAACAAUGGAUCUUCCACCAUCCACACCAAAGCGAAAUACGUCUCCAAAUUAAAUAUAUUAAAAAAUUUUAUAUUAUACAAUCCUCUUAAGCUAUUUAGGUUCAAAAUGAAUAUAUUUGUAAUAAGAAUGCUAAACCUAAAUUUCAUAAAAAUCUCUUAAAAAAAUAUCCUAAUAAUAAAUUAAAGUGAUAUUUUUAUGAUUUAAGAAAUGCACCAAAAGCAUAUUUAAUGUAAAUUAAAUAUUAUAUUCAAGAGUGUCACUCGAACUGAAUGUUUAAAUUUUAAAAUAGAGAAGAAAUUUAAUUAAGUUUAAAAUUUAUAUUUUAAAUAUUGUAAAUAAAAGCAUUUUUAAUUCGUUUUUUAUUGGCGUCUCAUAUAGUAUAUAUAUAUAUUUAAUUGUUUAAUGUAAUUCAGAUUAAUUGCUAAAAUCAGCCGGUUAUUUAUGAACAAAAUAAUUCAUACAUAAUUAAUCUAAAACUAAUUGAAAAUUUUUGAAUUCUUGAUUUGUGUUUUACGUGGUUUUACUAUUCCUCGCAAUACGAAAAGAAAAAACUUUUAAUUUUAAUGUAAUUUUUGCACAUAAGUACUCAAUUAUAAUUGAAAAUUUUAUGCACAAAUUACAAUAUACAUUAUAUUUAUAAUAAAAUGGAAAUAUUAAAAUAAUAGUUAAAUUAAAUAUUCGAUGUAUUAUGCCAAAUGCAAAUUAAUACGUUGUGAAUUCAUUCAAGUA